CUCCGCGGCGGUGACACGAGCCCGCGCCGCCGCUGCCGCCGCCGCCACCGCCGCCUCCUCAGCCCCCGCCGCCGCCUUCCCAGCACCAUGGAGUUCUCCGAGAGGAAAAGAAGCAGGAAAUCCCAGAGCUUCAAACUGGUGAGCCGAGAUUAUCACCAUGAGGUGUAUAAGAUCCCAGAAUUCAGCAACGAUGUUAAUGGGGAGGCCAAAGAGACACAACCCAUUUUUUUAGGAGAUGAAAGCAUGGAAAUAAAAAAGCAAAUUACAGGGAUGAGAAGAUUGCUGAACGACAGCACUGGGCGGAUCUAUCAGCGAGUUGGCAAAGAAGGAGAGAAACUAAAAGAAGAGCCCCAGGACCUGGAUUUAGUCUGGCCUCCGCGUUUGAACUCCUCUGCUGAGGCCCCACAGAGCCUCCACCCGUCUUCACGUGGUGUGUGGAAUGAGCUACCGCCCCAGAGUGUACAGUUCUCAGGGCAGUAUGGCACCCGUUCUAGAACCUUCCAAAGCCAGCCCCACCCUGCUGCAAGCUCCAAUGGUAUGGUUGUCAACAAACAUUCAGAAGGCUCUCAUGGGGGAGAACUUCCAGUGGUGAGUUCAUCAGCUGGAUCAAACUGCUGUACUUGUAACUGCCAGUCAACGUUGCAGGCCAUUCUACAAGAACUCAAGACCAUGAGGAAAUUAAUGCAAAUUCAAGCAGUUGGAACUCAAAACAGACAACAACCCCCAAUUUCCCUUAUAUGCUCCCAGCGAACUGCUGUCUCACGAAAGAGAAAUAAAAAGAAAAAAGUGCCCCCAAAGACUGUGGAACCUCUUACUGUGAAACAGAAGCCCAGUGGGUCAGAGAUGGAGAAGAAGGCAGCGGUGACCUCUGAGGUAUCUGCUCUCCAGGCAGCCGAGCACACCUCCCCGGAGGAGAGCCGCGUUCUAGGAUUCGGCAUUGUUCUGGAAUCACCUUCCUCAGAUCCAGAAGUACAACUUGCUGAAGGCUUUGAUGUGUUUAUGCCUAAAUCUCAGCUGGACUCUAUAUUGUCAAACUACACUCGCUCAGGAAGCCUUCUGUUUAGAAAACUGGUGUGUGCGUUUUUUGAUGACAAGACUUUGGCUAACUCCUUACCCAAUGGGAAGAGGAAAAGAGGACUCAAUGACAACCGGAAAGGACUAGACCAAAAUAUUGUGGGUGCAAUAAAAGACUCGACUGAACCCUCAGAAGGUAGAAGGAAAGUCUUCCCUACCCUGCACACAUUGUUGAGAGCUUCCCACAGACCAGGAUUUCCAUAAAUGCACGUGGGAUAAGUGAAGAGGCAUAGGUUUUUAUUUUUCAUCUUGACUUUGAUGUUAAUUUAUUGACAUACUGGGUCUAGUACUAAACAUCCAUCCUCACAUCUUCUUGAAUAACUAAUCUGGAAUGACUGACAUUGAAACAUUGUUGUAAAUUUCUACCAGUUAAUAAAAUGCCAAUGAAAGCUAAAACAUAGAAACCAAAAUUGAAUAUAAAUUUGAAUGCAACUCUCUUAACUUCCUAAUACAUUUUUUCUUUACUAUAUUUUCCUUAGUUAAAAGUGGGUUAACCCACAUAUUACAAUACAAAGUGAUUUUCAGAAGUAGCUAUUAAUUGAAGGUCUUUUCUUUUUUAAAAAAAUCUCUACCAAUAGCAAAAAAAAAAAAAAAAAAAAUUCCCUAACCUGAGUCUUUUGAAUCUGAGUACUAUGAGGAAGUGAUAAAAUGGUUUCUUUAGGCAUAGUAGUGCCAAGGCUAUCCUUGCUAUUAUUACUGUCUACCACCCCUUGGAAACGAUUUUGUAAAUAUUAAAUAUACAGUCUUUCUUACUCGAUCUCUUGUGGGAUAAUGUCCCAAUAGUGUAUUAAUUUGAAAAGUCCUAUUUUCUAGGAACAUAUGAAGACUGGUUAAUUUUACAAAAUCUCAGAAAUGAAAAUAACAGUAGGAGUUCAAUUUUGUUUCAAACAAAAGUGAUUAUUAGAUUGGUUAAAACAACAAUGGGAAAAAAGAUGAAUGAAAAUCUAUAAAAUGCUUGUAAGUAGGAACAGAAAUGGACUGAAAAAAAGUUUGUUUUGGGAAUUAUUGACAAAGCUUUUUGUACCGGUAAUUAAUAGUCCCCAUGACAGUAUCUUAAAAAUAAAAUAUAAGCCUCUUUUGUAGAGAUCAUAGUUUUUACAUAAUCUCAUCUGUAUUAUGGUGACUAACAAUUAAUGAUAAUUUUUUAAAAAUGUAUUGAUAAGUAUGACUCAAGGUAUUGCUGAUGAAAGAGUUUUUAAUUAGAAAUGUUCACCUGAGCAUUAUGAAUGUAACUAAGAAGAAACAACUUAUGAUCCUACUAAGUAGCGUCUUAGAUUUUAGUGCUGGGGAUAAAGCUUAGUAUCCUGAAUUUGAUUCAGAAUUGAUUUUACAGCCAGAGUGGAGGUUAGUACCCAGGUAUGUUUUCCUUACCUGCUGAGGCUAGAAUUGGUCCACAUCUAGUUCUUGCUGUGAUAUACUCAGUAGACCAUGUAGAUUAACAUGGUUAGAGUUGUCUAAAUAUGAUAGAAUCUUUGAAUCCCUGAAUGAUCUUCAGAAAAUACAGUUGCAAUGAAGCAAUUUUUAGAGCCCCUAUUGUAGGAUUUUUAAUUCAACUUCAUAGUGAUGAGUUGAGAAAGUUUUAUUACUAUUAAACUGUCCUGGAGUCUUGAAUCUUCUUGCAUUCAGUGGAAAUUACAUAUGCAUGUCAAGUGAAGACCUUGUCGGGGGUUCUUAGUUCACUCCACGCAGCACAAACUGCCACUCUCCUGAGAGGCCAGCCUUGAUAGUCUGUCUGGACAGCCACAGGUAUCAAAACUUCUCUGGGAGGGAGCACUCCUUGGUAGCCCUCCAAAAAAAUAACUGUGCCUCUUACAAGAUUAGAAUGGGUGCCUGGCCACUUUUGCUGUCACACUUUCACAGGCUCUGCAGAAAUGACCACCAAAACCUCUUGUUUUAUUCUUGUGACUCUAGAUACCUGUAGGGUCCAUAUUUGUCAUUUUAUAGUAUCUCUGUUUCCAUUAGGAUUUAAUCAAAAAAAGUGAAUAGCUGUUUUCUAUUUGAUCUCACGUAGAUUUAAAUUAAUAUGGUUGGGGUGGAAUUUGCAUUCGAUUUAUUUAUUUCUUGAUAGUAACUUAUCUGUGUUCUCAGAACUCCUUAUAAGAACAAGGUUAAAACAUUAGCUUGGAUUUGAGUACCCCUGCAAUGUUGAUUAUUUUAUUUCCAUUUAUAGGAGAGGACACUGAGGCCAUGGGAAAUUAAGUAACCCCAUUUAAUUUAAACAGCUAGUAAGCAGUGGAAUCAGGACUUCACCCAAGGCCUGUCUGACUUCCAUUCCAUUUUGCAGCACGCUAAACACUUUAGUCUUUCUAAAAGGAGUAUAUGAAAGGAAAGAAAGAUUUCUCAGUUUUUAAUUUCCAUCUUAAACUCUAGCAUUUUGGAUUCUUUAUAAAUUCUGCUAGGACAUAUAAAUGAUUUCAGAUGACCAGUCAGUUGUUUAUGCAAAGCAUAUUCAAAGUGAUUUUCUUUUUAAAAUAUAGCUAUACAUCAGUUUUUUUACUAGUGUCAGGGCAGGUCUUUUCUUGAAGAUAGUGAGAAUCAGCUCCAUUGUGCUUGGGAGGAAAAAAGAAGUCUGAUCCCUUCCGUCAAGAAAGAGAUACUUCUGAGACUCUUCAGUACAUAGAACCACAAGGAAAGAGUUUGGGAGUAAACAUUUGAUAUAGCUUGUGUUCCAAAGUUGUAUGUAAAUCAAAUUCUAGUUUAAAUGUUUGGCAGUCAGAACCAAAGUGAUGGAUGCUGAAAGAAUCUUUGGGAAGAUGACUAAUCACCUGUUAAUUUACUUGUUCAUAUUUUCACAUCCGAUCUGCUUAAAACAGGAUAUAAUUACAUGAUACAUAACAUCAGUAUAAUUACAUCAGAAAUAUUGCUUGCCUUUCGGCUGUGUUUGUAUCUCUCACCUAGUUGUUGUUGUCGUUUGUAUUUUCCCAUGUUUUAUAAAGGCCCAGUGACAAAGAGGUCAUGUGGAAUCUUGGCUGUUCUCUGUGUGUAGCCCUCUACUUCCAGCCCCUUCCACGGUGGUUCUCAUAUUUUAGUGUGCAUCAGAAUUUCCUGGAGCGUUGGUUUGAAAUUCAGACUUCUGGGUCCCAUGCUCAGAGAUAGAUUCAGUAGGUUUAGGGUAGUCCCAGAAAUCUGCAUUUUGAACACACAGCCACAGGGGAUUCCGAUUGCUUUCAGAUGCGCCUGGGAGCAGCAGCCCCUACAGUCAGAGCUCCCGAAUCCAUCAGUGAUGACAGGUAUCAACCCGAGUCUAACAGCGAUGAUGGGUAUCAACCCAAGCCCAACAGCGAUGACGGGUAUCGACCCGAGCCCAACAGCGAUGACGGGUAUUGACCCGAGCCCAACAGCGAUGACGGGUAUCGGCCCCGAGCCCAACACCGAUGACGGGUAUCGGCCCCAAGCCCAACACUGAUGAUGGGUAUCGGCCCUAAGGCUGACAGUGAUGAUGGGAUCGGCCCCGAGGCUGACAGUGAUGACGGGUAUCGGCCCCGAGGCUGACAGUGAUGACGGGCAUCGGCCCCGAGGCUGACAGUGAUGACGGAUCGGCCCUACAGUGAUGAUGGGUAUUGGCCCCGAGGCUAACAGUGAUGAUGGGUAUUGGCCCCAAGGCUAACAGUGAUGACAGGUAUCAGCCCCGAGGCUAACAGUGAUGACGGGAUGGGCCCCGAGUCAGUGAUGAUGGCUAUCGACCCCGAGUCUAACAGCGAUGACGGGUAUCGGCCCCGAGGCCAACAGCGAUGACGGAUAUCAGCCCCCAGGCCAACAGCGAUGAUGGAUAUCGGCCCCGAGGCCAACAGCGAUGACGGAUAUCGGCCCCCAGGCCAACAGCGAUGACAGGUAUCGGCCCUGAGGCCAACAGCGAUGAUGCCCCGAGGCCAACAGCGAUGAUGGGUGUCGGCCCCGAGGCUAACAGCGAUGAUGGGGUUAAUGGGUAUCAACUAUACACAACAACCCCUGUGAAGCCUGGGCUCCUUCAGCUGUUUCUCACCGUCACCGAGUUUUCUGAAGGCUGCUCCACCUCUCCUGGAAUCAGUGAGAAGGAAGGUAGCCUUGUCUCAGCUGCCCUCAUUCUUUGAACCUUGGGCAUUUAACUCUUUUUUUGUGUGUUAUGUGACACAAGGGUCCAGGUUUCAGACAUGGCUACAGUGCCUCACUAGGACUAGACGGAAUAGCCACCCACAUCACCAAGGUGGAAGAAGGCACUUCCAGACUCCAGCAUAGAUCUUACUUACGGAUCACUAAACAAAUGCCAUUUCAUUUUCCAUAUGACUUUGUCAUGACAGUCUUGAAGAAAAUGGAGAAUCUCUUCUUGGCAAGCUCUUGGCCAAAGUCUCCUUGAUUGCAUAUUUGAAACACUUGUUCAGCUGACAUUUCCCCAGUGUGUUACAGAAGACAUGAUUUUUGCUGCUUUUCAGAUACUAGAUUAAGUCAUGAGAACACCAGAAUCUUUGCAAUAUUUUCAUUGAUGUCGUAAACCUAGAAAUCAUCAGCAGGUGUGAAAUUUCUACUAACAAUGUAUUUACUGUCCCAAGCCAGUGACUAAGGCAUGGCCCUGAUGUUAGGGAAUGUGCAGUCUAGUAAGACAUGUCAACAGAGCCAUGCUCCAGACAGAAUAAAAUAAAUGACAAAUGUCUAUUACCUGAUGGGAGGAGGAGAAAGCACAGAGGAUAUAAAUCUCACUAGGGGAAGACCUCACAGAAUCGAUGAUGUCUGAACUAGGCCUUGAAUGAAGAGAAGUAUAUCAAAUGCAGAGAGAAUAGAAAAGGUUAACUACAGAACAUGUUUAAUGAAACUUAAAUUCAGUAAAACAUUGGGUGAAAGCCUUUUGCCUCCAGAACUGUUUAAGGCUCAUGCUCACUGGUGGAUCUUAAGUCCUCAGCAACUUGUUUACCUUAGUAUGUUUGACUUCAUGAAUAUAAUGCCAGUGAAAUGGACUCAGAUAUAGUUUACCUCCAAGCAUUUUCAGCCAGAGCUGUGCUUCUUAAAGUUGCUUCUGAAAGCUACCUCGGCCCCAUCGCAGACCUGAUGAAUUCGGAUCCCUGCGGUUGGGGCCACAGUGAGGCUAUGCUUCACCACUGCUUCAACACCGGCCUUCCAUAAGCUCCAAAAAGGGAUCUCAUCUCCUCAGAACUGUGAAUUCAUAUGUUUACUACAUAACGAGCAAAUGGAAAUGUGGAGAAACUUGUUAAGAAGGGUGCGUCUCAUUGAUCUUUCUUCAGCCUGUCAGAUAAUGGGCAGGAACCAGUUGUGGAUUCCCUUGCAAGGAUUCAACUCCAACUCCCAGUUACUGAAUUCUUACAAAACCUAGCAUUUUACCACCACCACUAGGAUUGACAAAAACAGCCUCCUGUCAAAAGAGAUAUGUUUCUGGAGCAUAAACAGGGCCACUGCAGUAGAAUGUGCAUUGCACAACAUUGUGGGCACCGUUGCCGUUGUGGACACUUUCGAUUUGUAUAUUUAUUGUGACAGUUUUCCUGCAGCUGAAAGUACAUUGUCUUGCGGAAAGACACCUUUUUAAUCUAAACAAUGCCUCCACAUGGGCCAGCUGUGGCCCUGAAAAUAGAAAGCAAUGUUUUCUGCGUAGCCCAUCUCUUCUUUAUUUAACUCCCUGAAUUGUUUGGCUCAUCGAAGUUGCUCACCAGCAUCCUAAGGUAAUGCCACAUCCUCCUGUUUUCUCUCCUCUUGUGGGGAAGCAGAAUUGCUUAAUAAGUUCAGAAUCAGUCAGAUCGCAUUCCUGGUAGCUUUUCUUCUGGACCUACAGUUGGUGCCGGUAAUCUAGCAAAUGUUUCAAUUCGGUUCCAUAGCAAGUAUUGACUAUCUCCUACAAGGUGUGCAUCAAAAAUCUGAAAGACUCAGGAAUUGGUAUUUGCUAGUAUUUCUGUCCUAAAAGUGCAUUGCAAAUGAUCAUGGAAUACUCACAAAAAAACUAAGAGUGUAUGCAAACUUCCAGUAAGAAAACCCCUUAAAAAUUCAUAACUUUUGGCCAGGCACUGUGGCUCACACCUGUAA
Cercocebus atys (sooty mangabey) is the source of this 7077-nucleotide messenger RNA. It is a transcript of the gene BEND7, whose product is annotated as BEN domain containing 7. NCBI's taxonomy places the organism in Eukaryota, Metazoa, Chordata, Mammalia, Primates, Cercopithecidae. Gene Ontology annotation, molecular function: DNA binding. The transcript is spliced from 7 exons. The coding region runs from base 88 to 1278 and encodes 396 amino acids. The record is from RefSeq and is a predicted model, not a curated record.